This is a messenger RNA of Vicia faba (fava bean), 513 nucleotides long. Lineage: Eukaryota; Viridiplantae; Streptophyta; Magnoliopsida; Fabales; Fabaceae. The record is from the annotation of a GenBank genome assembly.
AUGUUUCAGGGCGGCAUGUUAUCUCUCGAGUCUAUCGGCGGCCAGGUGGUGGAGCAAUUUAGUCAAAAGGAAGCGAUGAAUACGGUGACACCAACUUCUCUUGUCCAAGAAAAGGGCGUUGGAGCGGGUGGUGGUAGCAUCGGCGGGAUAACCAUAGGGGAAGCACUCGAAGCUACUGUUUUGACAGCAGGAAAGAAACCCGUUGAAUGGAGCGACGCAGCAGCGAUUCAAGCAGCGGAAGUUAGAGCCACCGGGCGCACAAAACAUCGUCCCUGGCGGUGUUGCCCGCGGCGGCGCAAUCAGCCGCAACUCUCAAUGCUCGAAACAACAAAGGAUGAGAACAAAACCAAACUCGCUGAUGUUCUCGCGGAUGCGACUUUGAAGUUACCACGGCGGAUAGGCCAGCGACGAGGAGAGAUGCUGGAAGGUGUGACGGGUGCAGAAAUGAGAAAUGAUCCGUCGCUAACUACACAUCCUCGGGGGAUUGUCUGCGUCAGUGGCAGCCGCAGCUAG